Molecule: messenger RNA, 234 nt
Organism: Caenorhabditis bovis
Lineage: Eukaryota; Metazoa; Nematoda; Chromadorea; Rhabditida; Rhabditidae
Source: the annotation of a GenBank genome assembly
AUGUCGGGUCUGCUUAGUCGAACGGUUUCGCAAGGAAAUUCUGUGAUUCGUGCAUUUCUAAACGUGCGAACUCCUUUCACACAAGAAGCUGCUGGAUUCAAGGUGAAAUCUCGUCUGAAGUUGCGUUGUCGUAGUUGCUACUUCACACGCGUCGACGGCCGACUCCACGUCGAAUGUCAUGAGAAUCCCCGCCAUAAGGCUCGCGAAAUCUUCGAUGUUAAAAAAUUAUGGUGA